This is a messenger RNA of Gymnogyps californianus (California condor), 933 nucleotides long. It is a transcript of the gene RNF175, whose product is annotated as ring finger protein 175. NCBI's taxonomy places the organism in Eukaryota, Metazoa, Chordata, Aves, Accipitriformes, Cathartidae. Gene Ontology annotation, cellular component: endoplasmic reticulum membrane; Golgi membrane. Gene Ontology annotation, molecular function: metal ion binding; ubiquitin protein ligase activity. The record is from RefSeq and is a predicted model, not a curated record.
AUGGCCUGUGUAUUUCAGGAAAAUGAUUUAUUAUCAACAGAGGAACAAUGGAAGUUGCAACAUCGGAAGAGGCAUGCAAAGCACCAUGGCUGUGAAUCAAUGCAUACGGAGAUGGUUCUUGUUCUCAUUGCAACCUUGAUUGUUGCCCAGAUUGUGCUUGUUCAGUGGAAGCAAAGACACUGUCGAUCGUACAAUUUAGUCACACUGCUGCAGAUGUGGGUUGUUCCUCUUUAUUUCACCAUCAGACUUUACUGGUGGAGAUCCCUGUCCAUGUGGAAUGCUCUCAGUUAUUACAUCACUUUCAGAGCAACAUGCAAGCCUCUCUCAGGAAGAAAACCACAGUGGGUCUACAAAUGGUUCCUCCUAAUCUAUAAAGUGGGUUAUGCAAUUGGAAUUGUGGGUUAUCUAGUCAUAAUGUUUACCAUGUUUGGAUUUACUUUACUUUUUAGGAGCACAUCUGAUGACUCCAUGGAUUUUGCUGUGACACUGCUCUUUUACGGACUGUACUACGGAGUGAUGGGAAGAGACUUUGCAGAGAUUUGUUCUGACUGCAUGGCUUCCACCAUUGGUUUUUACAACAUCAGUGGCAUACCAACAAGAAAUUUGUCCAAUGACAUCUGCACAGUCUGCGGGGAGAAAAUUUUUGUGGGUAUAAAUGAAGAAGGGAUCAUUGAAAAUACCUACCAGCUGUCCUGUAAUCAUGUGUUUCAUGAAUCCUGCAUCCAUGGUUGGUGCAUUGUUGGCAAGAACCAGACUUGCCCAUACUGCCCUGAGAAAGUUGAAGAGGAUGUUAAUUUCCUUAACAACAGAUUAGGUGGGAAUGCACACAUAUUGUAUGGACAACUUUUGGACUGGCUCUGCUAUCUGGUGGUUUGGCAAUCAGUUGUUGUAGGCAUCGUCCAAAGCAUUAAUUACUCACUGGGUCUAGAAUAG